Medioppia subpectinata is the source of this 2154-nucleotide messenger RNA. The record is from the annotation of a GenBank genome assembly. Lineage: Eukaryota; Metazoa; Arthropoda; Arachnida; Sarcoptiformes; Oppiidae.
CUUUGCUGUGGUUUCUUAAGCGAGUUAGUCAAGUUGUUGAAUAGACUCAUCACUUUUAGACGCGAUGCCAUCGAUUGGGAAGAGUUUGAUCUCAAAUACCAAAGACAAUCGACACAAACCAUACCAUUUCACAGAGAGUUUUCACAUGAGCUCAAGAAAUGGUGGCAACGGUUCUCAAUCACUGCGUUUUUGAUAUCAUUGUUUCCCAUCACUAAAUGGUUGCCAAAAUACAACAUCAAAACGGAUUUGUUUCCCGAUUUUAUUGCGGGAAUUACGAUAUCUAUUCUUCAUAUUCCUCAAGGGAUUGCAUAUUCACUUUUGGCCGGUUUGGAAGCUGUGAACGGUCUGUACAUAUCGUUUUUCCCGGCACUCAUCUAUACAUUUAUGGGCACUUCUCGGCACAUAUCGAUCGGCUCUUUUGCUGUCGCGAGUCUUAUGCUUCACAACACGGCCUCUAAGUUAGGAGCCGUUCCCUUCCGUAUACCCAUUAUUAAUGAGACCACUAAUGAGACGAUUCACACCAAUUGGCCGCCCACUCAAUUGGAGGCACUCACCACUGUUUGCAUCACAACUGGAUUAAUACAAAUAGCAAUGGGUUCGCUGUGUUUGGGCUCAUUAUCGCUCAUACUCUCUGACCAUUUAGUAUCGGGUUUCUCAACGGCAGUGGCCUUUCAUGUGUCCACCUCUCAGAUCAACUCAAUCCUCGGUCUCUCACUUCCCAACCAACCGAGCGGUCCCUUCAAACUUAUUUAUAAUUGGAUUGAAAUCGUGAAAAGCAUUCACAAAACCAAUGUCUCGACUCUAAUAUUCUCGUUAAUAAUGAUUUCAAUUCUCGUAAUAUUCAAAGAAUGGGCGGAACCGAGGAUUAAAAAGCGAUUCUCAUUCCCGAUACCAAUCGACUUAUUAGUGGUUAUAUUCUCGACUCUCAGCGCAUGGAUUAUUGAUGUAAAUCAUAAAUACCAAGUUGUUGUGAUCGGAUCAGUGCCCACGGGACUACCGGACCCAACAAUCCCGCGCCUGGACUUUGUGGGCGACAUAUUGAUCGACUGUGUAAUCAUAGGAGUGGUCACGUUUGCCGUAUCGCUGUCUUUGGCCAAAAUAUAUGCUAAAAAACACAAAUACGAUAUCGACCCAAACCAAGAGCUCAUAGCUCUGGGCUCUGCUAAUGUGUUUUCCUCCUUCUUCUUGGCAUAUCCGGCGUCGGCCGCCCUCUCCCGCAGUACUAUACAGGAAAAGAUCGGCGGAAAAACACAAAUCGCUGGCAUUUUCUCAUGUCUUGUCAUUCUCUGUGUCCUCUUAUUAUUGGCUCCAUUUCUCUAUCAUUUGCCAAAAUGCACUCUCGCCUGUAUUAUAUUAGUUGCAUUGAAAACAAUGUUUAUGCAAAUCGGAGACUUCAAGAGGAUUUGGUUAGUUUCUAAAUUGGAUGCGACUGCAUGGAUGGUAACAUUCCUGUCAGUUAUAUUCUUAGACGUGGACUUAGGACUCAUUGUUGGCAUUUGUAUAUCAAUUCUUGUGAUUCUCAUUAGACUCGUAAAGCCCACGUAUUCCCUGUUGGGUUGUCUGCCUUCCACUGAAAUCUAUGUCGACAUUAAGAAUUGGUGGCGAAACCCAUCGCCUUCUUGUACGCCAAAUGAGUUAAUAGACAUCAUAACAAAACCAAACGGCGGCUAUUAUGUGGUGCCCACCGAACCCUUCAACGAAGUCUUUCCUCGACUUUAUAUCAGCGAUGGAACGACAGCACUCUGUCUGUCACUUCUUCGGCGAAUGGGAAUAACUCAUGUUCUAAACGCCAGUUGGGGUAAAGACAAGUCGUUUUGUUUGGUCAACACAUCUCAAGAGUUUUACAAGAGCUCUGACAUCGAUUUCCUUGGCGUCGAAGCACUCGAUAUAUCGAUAUAUCCUUUAUAUAAACACUUUGGAAAAUCGGCUGAAUUUAUACACGAAGGUCUGAUUGGCGGCGGAAAAGUGUUGGUCCACUGCGGGGAAGGCAUCAGCCGAUCGGCCACUCUUGUGUUGGCGUAUCUGAUGAUCAAAUGUGGUUAUACCGCUCAGGAGGCAGUGGCACACGUCCGCACACAUCGAUCCAUAUUUCCCAACAUUGGUUUUCUGCGACAAUUGUGUGAACUUAACGAUCAACUGAACCACAAAAAGUCC